AUGGCCUCCUCAAUGAGAUUGGCAAACGGGCUCCUGACCCGGGCCAUCCGCACCGCUGCUAUUGAAUCCGCAUCCACACAACGCCUUCUGCGCAACAACACUGCCUCACAAUGCCGAGCCUACACCCAAGCACAACGCCCACGAUGCGAACAAACCAUGCGAAGCAUGAUCACCUCACGGAACCAGUUCUCGACUUCCGCGUUCCGCGAGAAACAAAAGACAAUGGGCCAGCUGCGCCAGCGUAACACGACCGGUCCAUUCUCGUGGAAGGCUGCGUUGCUGUUCGUGUUGACUGGUGCGGGUAUGAUGCUCUACUUCCGCAUUGAAAAGGCUCGCUUGGAGCGCAAGCGCAUGACAGAAAUGAGCAAGGGUGUUGGCAAGCCUAAGGUCGGCGGACCGUUUGUGUUGAAGGAUCUCGAGGGCAAGGAGUUCACUGCGGAGGACUUGAAGGGAAAAUACAGCUUUGUCUACUUUGGUUUCACCCACUGCCCCGAUAUCUGCCCGGAUGAGCUGGACAAGAUGGCCGAGAUCAUUGAGAAGGUCAAGGCUUCUACCAAUGACGAGAAGCUCUUCAUGCCUGUCUUCAUUACUUGCGAUCCUGUCCGCGACACACCCGAGGUCCUGCGCGAGUACCUCGCUGAGUUCCACCCCGGCAUUGUUGGCUUGACUGGUACCUACGAGCAGGUCAAGAACGUCUGCAAGCAGUACCGCGUGUACUUCAGCACGCCUAAGGAUGUGAAGCCUGGCGAGGACUACCUCGUGGACCACAGCAUCUACUUCUACCUCAUGGAUCCCGAUAAUGACUUUGUCGAGUGCAUUGGUCGCCAGGAUACCCCCGAUUCUGCAGCGAAGGUGAUUUUGGAGCACAUCAAUGACUGGAAGAGAGAAGGCAAGCCUUUGAAGACCGAGUAA
Molecule: messenger RNA, 912 nt
Organism: Penicillium brevicompactum
Lineage: Eukaryota; Fungi; Ascomycota; Eurotiomycetes; Eurotiales; Aspergillaceae
Product: SCO family protein
Exons: 3
Coding region: 1-912 (303 amino acids)
Biological process (GO): mitochondrial respiratory chain complex IV assembly; intracellular copper ion homeostasis
Cellular component (GO): mitochondrial inner membrane
Molecular function (GO): copper ion binding; copper chaperone activity
Source: RefSeq, a predicted model, not a curated record